UCAAAUUUAUUGUGGUUUUGAUUUGUUAUAGUAAAGUCAUAAAUCAAAAUUCAGAAUUAAAAUAACAUGAAAAAUAUUAUCUUGAAGAACUAAAACAAUUUCGAUAAUACAAAUGAGACGUGAUGUCUAAAACACGUAAACUUUUAUUCAACAACUACAAUUUACACGAUGAAAACAAUAGAUUAAGUUUGUGUAGAAUAUGCCUUGGAAAUGGGGCAAAAAUUCCAAUUUUCGAAAUAGAUGAUGAAGAUAACAAUAUUUUAGAAAAACUUUCAUUAUGUUUAAAGGAAAAGAUAGAAGAUGUUGAGGGAUACCCUCGUUUAAUAUGUAAAAUAUGUAAAGACAUCUUAGAUAGUGCAUACAACUUUAUUAACAAAUACAAAGACACAUGUAAAAUAUUGCAAAGUGGUAUAGAUAUAGUUAAACAAGAAACAGAAGUGCCAAUAGAAAAUGGACUGUCCGAACAAGAGAUUGAAAUUGAUCAUAUUAAACAUGAAAUCCAUCCAAUUGUGGAUUCUGUGAGCGAUGAUGAUGGAUUUAGUGAUGAUGACAAGGAGUUUCUUGCACCUUUGAAGCUGAAAAUGCAGUUGAAAGUAGAAAAUGAACCAAAAGCUGUAAAGAAAAAAAGGAUUACUCGAUCUACUAACACAAAAGAGCAGACUAAUAAAGUAGCCUCCUCGAUACUAGAGGGCCAGUUCACAUGGAAUGGGGACCAAUGGUGUUUUAAAUCAUCGAACGCAUUAAAAAAGGCGAAAGAAAAACUAAAACUACUAACAGAAAUAAAAAUAAAAUGUGAGCCCGUAAAGAAAAAACGAAUUAAAAUUGAGGUGCCCAAAAUUAAAAAAUCUUCCCAACCCGAUCCACCGAAGCUUUGUGACUUAUGUGGAGAGGUUUUCAAGAGUCAGGAUAAAUUGAACAAUCACAAAAAGAAAAUUCACUUUAAAAAAGCCAUUAAAUGUCCACAUUGUGCAAAGAUUAUAUCUUCUGAGAAUCAUUUGCGAAAGCACAUAAAAAGAGCACACACAGAACAGAAGGAUUUCAUCUGUGCAGCCUGCGGCAGAGGGUUUGCCUUCAAAGCAGAGCUUCGCAGUCAUAACAGAUCUGUGCACGAGAAACAUCUCCGUCCGAAGAAACAGUUUAAGUGUAAAAUAUGUUCAAAGACUUACAAGUGUUCUAAAUCGGUUGUUGUGCAUGAGAGAUCAGUUCACACAGGUCAAAGGCCAGCAGUGUGCACCAUAUGCGCGAGCAGCUUCUACCACGAGGAUUACCUGAAAGAGCACAUGCGUCUACACACGGGGGAAACUCCCUUCAAAUGUCCCAUAUGUGGGCGAGGGUACGCACAACGAUGUAAUAUGAAGAGCCAUCUCAGAAUACACAGGGUAUCUGAAUUAGAUGCACUCACAUUGAGUAAACUUAGACCAAAUUACUUGAGGCUACUCAAAGCCUAGGUAUGUUAUUAAUGUAAGGGCUCGUUUACACGAGCGGCACUUUGCCAACGGCGUAGGCAACGGCUGCCGUCGCCGACGGAUCGACGGCUACCGUCGACAUGUCAGCGGCAGUUGUAGUCAGCUCUCUUUAUACAGCUAGUUGCAAAAUGGAUUUCGGAAAAGAAAAAUUGUUAUUGAUUUAAUGCCGUAGACUUGGACAAAAACGUAGUAAAUUAAUUUUUAGUACAGUAAAUACAUACGAGCGGCACGUUGCCAACGGCAGAUGCAACGGCUGCCGUCGCCUACGGAUAGACGGCUACCGUCAUGUCACUAGUUGCAAUGGAUUUCAAAAAAGAAACAUUGUUAUUGAUUUAAUAGACAACAAUGUAAAACAUUAUUUUUUGUUCAAGUUCAUUUCAUUUAUGAAGGUGCGGAUGACAGUUCAUUUCACUCUUGGAAGUUUGCCGCGAUUCACAUUAUUAGUAGGUACGUAUUAUGAACGUCAUACAGGCGACUGUCACCGUACCCAUGCUAUCUAAAAAACACUAUAGUAAAUAUUGACGUGUCUUAUCUCUAUCCAUUUUUACAAUGAAACGAGCAAAUACCUACUUUUAAAUUAUUUUCUAACGUCGAUGCUUCUUUUGUCGAACUUACAUUUUUUUUUUUAAAUUCAACAAAUAGCAGUUCAACAUAGAUUUCGUUACUCAUUUCGAGCUUAUUUUGUAAGUCCACUCGUGUGCUCUCUUGAACUAUUUGCAAUCUACCGACAAAAUGAUGGAAACGACACGCUACAACAGCAAACGUCGCUAUAUUGGUGACUGCCGUUGAUAGGUAGCGACGGCAGCAGUUGGCAGUUGUCACCGUGCCACUCGUGUAAAUUAGCCAUAACUACUUACUACCCUUGCGGAUAUAGAUUGGGAUUCAUAUAUGGAGCUCAUUAUAUUACAUUACUUAGGUAAUUUUGGCAGUUGGUAUGGAUGAGUGUUGUUAUUUGCUAUUGCUAUUGACCUCUUAUAAUAAAAGGACGCACAAUCAUGUAGAAAAUGUCACUUAAAAACUGGCCAAUUUAAUUUUGGCAGUUUUAGAAUUAUUGAUAAAGAAAAUUAUAUCUAAAGGCCUUUAAAUAUAGGCCAAUAUUCAGUAUAAUCCCAAAUUCAACCUUAAGUAUUGAGUUUAAGGUUGAAUUUGCAAAUGCGACUACUCGAAUUGAGUGCCAAGAAGUUGUAUUUGGCACUCAUUGAGUGGGGAAGUUUUUUGGUCGCUGACUGUGCAUCCACUUUUUAACAGGAGAUCGAUGUAUAAUCCCGUUAUCUAAAUAUCCGCAUGGGAUAGUUAGUAGAAAUAAAGUUGCAAUAUUUAUUUUUUAAUUAAUGAAUUCUCAGAAGACCUACAAAGGAUAUACAAACUUGAUGCAGUAUUGAGUAAACUUGGAUCAUAAUCACUUGAAACUAGUUAAAAGCCUAAUCUAAAGUAUAGUAAUAAUAAGUAGGUAGAUAAUAUCAAGUAACACAAAAGUGAUCUUUUAGAAACAUAUUUUCUUGUCAUUAGAGUAAAGUUUGAAAUGGAGGCAAAAAGUGAAGGAUAGGAGACUGACCGAUUUUUUACAUGAAAAUGAACCGUUAAAUGUCCAAAUAAUGAUCUUAUUAUAUAUUUAUUAACUAGCAGAUCCGAUCAAACUUCGCUUUGACUCAUUCCCUACCCCUAUCCUAUUCUUCUCCCACCCUACCUCUACUUUACUCCUACCAUACUCCUACUCAACCCUACUCCUACCCUAAGUAUGCUGAGAACCAGGAAAAGGACAUUUUCCUGAUUCUCAGCUACCUCUUCACCAAUUUUGACCCAAAUCGAUCCAGCAGAUCUCGAAGUGUUGUAACAAACCCGACUUUCUUUCAUAUAUAUUAGAUAAUAAGAUCAUUAUUUUUGGUGUUUAUGAUAUAUUAUGAAAUAAAGGAUUUUUCGUUAUAGAAAUGACGAAGAAUACUAAAUUUCUGAACGUCCAUACACAGUGGUUGGUCUCCUUUACAUGGCGAAAACUUCUGUCAAAACCAAAGAUUUUAUACUAUUAGAUAUGUCACUAGCGCGUCGAAACUGAGGCGAAUAAAAGUAGCUAAUUGUCUUAAUUUCAUUUAAUAGUUUAAACAACGAAAAUAAUUUAAACAAAAUUAAACGAAAAUGUUCAGGAAGUGUAAAAGCUAUAUAAACAUAAAUAAACACGAAAUUAUUCAUGUGUGCGCUCAGUGGAGUACCUAAGUUCGGAACACAUUUUGUGGUGAUUUUGUAGACACGCAACAUAUUAUCUAAUAGUAUAAAAUCUUUGGCUGCCACACACUCGAGUGGCGAGGAAAGGAGGCAAAUAAACACAUGUUUUUAAAGAAAAACUGUUAUAAAUAUAGCUGUCAAAAUAUUGAUUUUUAUUAUUUUCAUCUGAUCUUCCAUGGUGCAUUAAAACAAUAUUUGUUUAAUAAAAAUAUUAUAAUAUUAAGUAUAAUUUUUGAUCUGGUUGAUUUAAAUAUUUUUGGAUUGACAGGAGAUUGUUAAAUUUUAUAUACUAAUGUGAAGCUAUUCGUUAUAUAAUUUAUUUUUAUUUGAAAAAAGGAGUGUUUCCUAAUUUUUGUUUAAA
Molecule: messenger RNA, 4047 nt
Organism: Bicyclus anynana (squinting bush brown)
Lineage: Eukaryota; Metazoa; Arthropoda; Insecta; Lepidoptera; Nymphalidae
Product: zinc finger protein OZF
Exons: 4
Coding region: 123-1448 (441 amino acids)
Biological process (GO): regulation of DNA-templated transcription
Cellular component (GO): nucleus
Molecular function (GO): zinc ion binding; DNA-binding transcription factor activity, RNA polymerase II-specific; RNA polymerase II cis-regulatory region sequence-specific DNA binding
Source: RefSeq, a predicted model, not a curated record